This is a messenger RNA of Varanus komodoensis (Komodo dragon), 5619 nucleotides long. RefSeq names its product colony stimulating factor 1 receptor (gene CSF1R). Gene Ontology annotation, molecular function: ATP binding; macrophage colony-stimulating factor receptor activity; cytokine binding. Lineage: Eukaryota; Metazoa; Chordata; Lepidosauria; Squamata; Varanidae. Gene Ontology annotation, biological process: osteoclast differentiation; cell surface receptor protein tyrosine kinase signaling pathway; protein phosphorylation. The record is from RefSeq and is a predicted model, not a curated record. Gene Ontology annotation, cellular component: signaling receptor complex; CSF1-CSF1R complex. The transcript is spliced from 22 exons. The coding region runs from base 416 to 3292 and encodes 958 amino acids.
AAUAGGGCUGCAUUCAGUCAGUGGCAGAGUGGUUUCGGGAUUUUUUGAGAAUGUAGCACCUCCACUGGCUUUAGAUGGCUGCAUUACCACAUGUAGAAAAAACAGCUUCUCUAGGAAUGCCCACAGUUUUGGAUAUUUAAUUGACCUGGGUGUGCCUGAAGGACUUUCUUUCAUUCACAAAGAGCAAGAGAAGCAAGGGCUGAAGAGGGGUGAAUACACCUGCAUCCUUGGAUAGCAACAAGUACAGGAAAAAUUUCCUAAUGUUGUGGUCACUUAAGGAAAGAAGAAGUUUAGUCACAGAGAAGAAUACAGACGAGGGUGAGCUGCAGCAUCCAUCUUUUCCCAGCUAAAGAAGACCCACCGGGCUCAGGCACUGGCGCUUUUCAGGCACUGCAGCACAUUUGACCUGUGCUGAAUGGAAAUCUCCACGCCAGGGACAAUGAGCCCAGCGGUCUUGGUACUCCUGGUGGCAGCUGAUAUCUGGCAUGGCUCAGCACUUCCCAGCAUCAGCCCUAAUGACACCACACUGGUUGUGAAAUCAGGAGAUCCAGUGCGCUUAUUUUGCUCUGGGAACUCCCGUGUGAAAUGGCUCGGCGUAACGAAUGGGUCCAAAGUGACGGUGUACGAGAAUGGCACCCUCUAUAUACCCCGGGCCACAUGCAAGGAUAUGAGACACUACCAGUGUGCCUAUGUCAGCAGAACUAAUGAGACUGCAUCUGUCUUUCUGUUGGUGAGAGAUCAUAAAUCAUUCUGGUGUGUCCGCUCCACAAAGUCCAUUAUAGUGACAGAAGGAAAAGAUGCCGUGUUCCCAUGUCUGAGCACCGACCCAGCAUUCAACGGCAGUGUUAUGCUUCGGAAAUCGAAAAAAGAGGUCCCCAUGGAAUUCUCUUUCAAUCCUCGGGAAGGGUUACGCUUGCACAAUGUAAGAAAGGCCCACGCUGACAGUUACUGGUGUUCGGCCCAGGUUGAAGGACAGUGGGUGGAUUCUCUAAAGAUCGGCCUUGUUGUUAAUGCGAUCUCCCAGCCUAUCUCCGUCACCAUCAAAACAAAAGGCAAAGUGAGAAUACAAGGAGAGCCUUUUGCUGUCGCCUGCCGAAUAAGUUACCCUAUCUCUGAGUAUAAGGUCCAGAUGAUCCAUCCUUCUACUGCAAAUUUCAGCUUGAGUGAAAACUAUACCGCCUCUGAAGGAUAUUUCACAGACUUAUUGCUGUCCAUCCCUGAAGUGCAGUUACAAGACAGUGGGGAGUAUACUUGCAUUGGAACCAGUUCUUCAGGAUCUCGUAAUUCUUCAGCUACCCUCCGGGUGAUUGAGAGUGGCUAUUUGCAUUUGGCCACCAUACAGAAUGUAAGCCAGGAGAGAAGUUUGCAUAAAAGCCUGAAACUACAGGUGCUCAUUGAGGCUUAUCCUGAACCUUCUGUGUAUAGAUGGACACACGUGAGCUCAUCAGGAAGCUCGGAGCAUUCCACAUACACUGGUCAGAUGAGUCGUGGCGACGACAACAGGUACAACAAUACACUGAAUGUGAACUGGACACUGGAAAGAAGUAGUGGAAUAUAUACCUUUUUUGCAGAUAAUGGUGCAGCCAAUGCAUCCAUUUCUUUCAACCUCUUUGUGAAAACACCACCUGAAGUUACCAUGAUGCCCAACAGCUCCAACAGCCUUCAGUGUAAAGCCAGUGGUUAUCCUGCUCCACGCAUUGAGUGGUAUAAAUUGCCCCAUGGUAGCCACAUGGAAAGAUGCCAAGAGGGUGGAAUGCUGCAUAUGAAUGAAACCAGCCCACAGAUUGUACAUAAAACUGAUUUUGGAAGAGUGUCAGUGAAAAGUAUCCUUAAUGUUGAGGAAAUGGAGACCAAUCUGUCAUUUUGCUGCCUAGCAGUUAAUAGUGAAGGGAGUGAUUCCAGCUUCAGUACAUCACUUCAGCAUGUUAAAGGGGAAAUCGGGUACCCCAGACCACUUAUUACAGCUUUUGCAGGAACGAUGAUUUUUCUUAUUCUGUGUAUCAUCAUCUUAAUCUACAAAUACAAACAGAAACCAAAGUAUCAAGUUCACUGGAAGAUCAUUGAGGCCCAAGAAGGAAACCAUUACACCUUUAUUGAUCCUACCCAGCUUCCUUACAAUAAGAAAUGGGAAUUUCCUAGGAAUAACUUGCAGUUUGGGAAGAUCCUUGGAGCUGGAGCUUUUGGGAAGGUGGUUGAAGCCACAGCUUUUGGGCUGGGAAAGGAAGAUACUGUUACGAAGGUGGCAGUGAAAAUGCUAAAAUCAACAGCACAGACUGAUGAGCAAGAAGCCCUUAUCACAGAGCUGAAGAUCAUGAGCCAUUUAGGGUACCAUGAGAACAUUGUCAACCUGCUGGGAGCCUGUACUCAUGGAGGCCCUGUUCUUGUCAUUACGGAGUAUUGUCCUUACGGUGACUUACUGAAUUUCCUGCGAAAGAAAGUGGAGUGUCUCAUAACCCAGGAUGUAAUUUUGGAGUCUUCUCUUGAUAGCACGGCACCUGACUAUAAAAAUAUUUACCUUGGGAAGAAAUAUGUCCGAAGUGACAGUGGAUUUGGAAGCCAGUGUGUGGACAACUAUCUGGAAAUGAAACCAGUGUUAGCAAAAGGAAGGAGCUCAGUGUCAGGAGAAGAAACAGAAGACAGCCAUAUUCUCGACCUGCACGACUUGCUGCUGUUCUCCAAUCAAGUGGCUCAGGGAAUGAACUUCCUUGCCUCAAAAAAUUGCAUCCACCGUGAUUUGGCAGCAAGAAAUGUGCUUGUAGCUGAUGGACAGAUAGCCAAGAUCUGCGACUUUGGCCUGGCGAGAGACAUUAUGAAUGAUACAAACUAUGUUGUCAAAGGCAAUGCUCGCUUGCCGGUGAAAUGGAUGGCACCAGAGAGCAUCUUUGAAUGUGUUUACACGGUACAGAGUGAUGUGUGGUCCUACGGCAUCCUUCUCUGGGAGAUCUUUUCCCUAGGCCGGAGCCCUUAUCCUGGCAUGAAAGUGAACAGCAAGUUUUAUAGCAUGGUGAAGCAGGGAUAUCACAUGGGCAUGCCAGAGUUUGCUCCACCUAAAAUAUACAACCUUAUGACAGCUUGCUGGAACUUGGAGCCCACCAAGCGGCCUACCUUUAAUCAGAUUUGCACUUUCCUUCAGAAGGAGCUGGAUUCUAUCAAGGAACAGGAUUAUAAAAACUUGCCAUGUACCACAGAAGAGGACAGCGGGUGUGAGCCCUCCAGCUACUGUGAGGAUUCCUGCGAGCUGGGAGAGACCGGACAGCCCCUUUUGAACAGCAACAAUUACCAGUUCUGCUGAAGUGUGUGUGUGUUCAGGGCCUGCUUGUUUAUUCAGCUUCAGCCAAAAUGCCUACUCUAUGUGGACAUUUUGCAUCAGAAAAUGUGAUACUUUCAUCCGUAGUCAUGGGCUGUGGUCUUACCACACACUGACAGAUUCCAGAAUAUUACAAGUGGCCUGUGAUUGUAUCUUUUCCCCCAUCACAAUUCCCAACAUCAUGGCUUCCAUCUUUCCAUUGUGAUUAGUUUGGCUUAUUUAAGAAGCUCCACAAGAAUCCAUGUAGCCUCUUUGCAGAUGGGUAUAGCCUGCUAAGCAUCAGUCCUGUACACUGGCAAGCUUGUGAGGUUGAGGACCAGGAUGAGGCUUUGAGUCCAAGUGAUGUUCUGCAUGUAUCUCACUAGCCCUCAGCUUAGGUUGUUUUUUUUAAAGGCAGGCAGACUCCUUUCCUUACUCCAGAUCUAUUGUCAAUACACAAUAGUACCUAAGAAUUUAUCAGGUUAGUGAAAGGAAAAUUGACAUACCAGAUCCAGCUCAGCUAUGGUUCAGGAUUUCAUGGUGGUGUGGUUAUGAAGAGAAAGAACUAGAAUCAUUCACCAUCUGUGAAUUGCCAUUAGUUACUUCCUAGAGUGGAAAUUACCUCAGCUGGAUGAAAAAUUGUUUAAUUCACUGCAGAUAAGAAACUUCAGGCAAGAAAGUAAUAGCAAACUUUUACUCCCCUCCCACUGCUACACAGUAUAUUGAUCAAUUUAAGAUUAACUGCAUGUGUUAAACAGGUAAAUAGGAAAUAGUGAUUUUCGGUGCUGCAACCAAUCUGUUAGCUAAGAUUUAAGCAUAAACCUACCUGCUAUGAAUGUUUUACACUGCAAUCCUAAUAUAUUUACUUAGAAUUAAAUCCUAUUUAGCUCUGUGAGGUUUACUCUUAGCAGAGAAUAGGAGUGCAGUCUGAAUUACUUAAGUUUUCAUAUUUUCAACCAAUAUAGUAGUUCAGUUGAGAUUUUUUUUUUGUUUUGUUUUUUUGCACUGGAGCGGUGAAAAUGUGCCCCCAUGACACAAAUUAAUCCUCAGGAGGAUAGCUUGCUUGUCCAGAUGAGGGGGCCUUCUUUCCCUCUCCACACUCACAGCUUUUCUAUAAAGGCAGAGAAAGCGGACUUGCUCCUUCUGCCCCCUGCUGGUUAUAUACUGAGGGACGAUAAGGAUGCAUUAGCUGCCAAUCCUUUCUGGGCAACAUUCGAAUUGCUGAUGCUUCCCUUUAAGGAUCCACUUGGCUUAGUACCUGAAGGGAUCCCCUUCUAGCGCAUGAACCUUCAUAAAUUUGACUUUCCUGGUCAGAGGCCCUCUGCUGAAUCUCCCAACCAGCUCACAAUCCUCAAACUCGCAUUGUUCGGCAUGUGGUAAACCAGGAAAGAGCUUGUGGCCUUAUAUAUAAAAUGCACACCCUGAAGAAUGCCUAGCACCAGAUAUGUAUUUUCAGUGCCAGAGUCUGCUUUUUGUUUUAUUCUUUUGCUAGACUGUAUCACUCUGUCAUGUCCUACUGCAUUAUGGUUUUUAACCCAAAGUUUUCCCGUACUUAACUUGAUAUGUAAGCUGACCCAAGCAUUUUAAUAAUGGAGGGUGGCUGUUGUAGCACAUUAAUUUCUGGACUUUGAAACGGGUAAACAAACUUCAGGCAGCUUUUUGUUACAACUACUGGUGUUUGAUAUUUCUUAUGAACAAUUCUUAUAGAAGAAAAAUCAAUAUGAAUGUUUAAAAGUAUAUUGCAAAUAAGAUGAGUAAUCCUGUGUAGAUUAGCUAAUUCAUUUUUUCCUCAGUAUGUUACCAGUUUUGUCAUUCAAGUACUGUAGCAAAUACAUUUACACUGCCAAUGAUCUAAGCUGCCAUGAGAAAUGUUUUAAUGUAUAUAUUUUCAGUUUAUAUUUUCCAUAGGUAUUUUUCAAAUUAGAAACAAGAACCAAACAGCUUCAGAGGAACUGUACCUUUUUUCAAGCUACUGAUUUUUGUAUCAGUUUUACAUAAAGAUUACUAGCUUUGCUAAGCUGCCACCUUCAAAAUCUCAUAAAUGAAAAAUGAAGGUCAUGAAACUUAGUCUCAACUGACCAUGCAACAAGAUAGCAAUUACAAAAUACAUUUGUGCUGACAUAAGGAUCUGUAGCUCUUUUACUGGUAAUGCAGAACUAGCUAGUUGGACUUCUAGCACAAAGUACCACCACUCAGUUGCUGUCAGCUCCUUUUAAAUAGUUUAGCUGCUAUGUAUUUAGCAAUCAAGUGUAACAGUACUCCCAUUAUGUAUUUUACAAAUAUGUUCACCUUUAACUGCCAUGAAAAUAAAAUUAUCUGAUGAAGCAAACUAA